AAAACUCUUGUUCUCUUUUUUGAUUGUAUAGUUUAGAGAUCUUUGGUAGGUGCUGUGGGGGUGACUUGUGCCCUGUGUACUGUUGCCAUGGGAAAAGCUUAGGGAACCGUGUGGGUCUUCAUGGAAGCAGCCAUUUGAGUCUCGGUGAAGCCUCUUCUUUGCUUUCAAGUCACAAAGCUGUCACCUUUUCCACUUUCAAGAUCUGGUCUUGCUCCUCACUCUCUCUCUCGCGCGCUGUUUCUUCUUUUUCUUAGAUCCUAGAUGCUUAACAAAUCAGCAGCUUCUGUUUAAUGUUAAUCUAGUCUAAAAGUAGCAUUUUGAUGUUUUCUGCAGAUGAAUUCAAGCUAAAGUUUCCAUCUUGAUAAUUGUUGAGCUGUGAUUUGGGUUUUUGGUUUUCCAAUUCAGAGAGAAAACCAUGAUGAGAGGUUUUGUUAGCACUCUUGUUGUUGUUGUUGCUCUCUUUUGCUUAAGCUUUCAUGUUUUAGGGCAAACAGACUCUGGUGAUGUUGCAAUCCUUGAGGAAUUCCACAAAGGAUUGGAAAAUUCUGAGCUUUUGAAAUGGCCUUUGAAUACUGAUAAAGAUCCUUGUGGCUCUAAAUGGCCUCAUGUUUUCUGUGAGGAUUCAAGGGUCACUCAGAUCCAGGUCCAAGGCAUGGGUCUCAGUGGUCCUUUGCCUCAAAACUUCAAUCAGCUCUCCAUGCUCAGCAAUAUUGGCCUUCAGAGGAACAAUUUCUCUGGAAAGUUGCCAUCUUUCAAUGGUUUAUCCAAUCUUAAGUUUGCAUACUUGGGCAGCAAUCAGUUUGAUACCAUUCCUUCAGAUUUUUUUGUUGGUCUCACUAGUUUGCAGGUUCUGUCAUUGGAUCAAAACCCUUUGAAUGAGAGCACUGGUUGGAGAUUGCCUUUGGAGUUUGAGAAUUCAGCUCAGCUCAUGAAUCUGUCUCUCAUUGGCUGUAAUCUUGUCGGCCCGAUACCGGAAUUCUUGGGAAGAAUGUCUUCUUUGACUGUUCUUAAGCUGUCUUAUAAUAGUCUCACUGGGGAGAUUCCGGCCAGCCUCUCCGGUUCGGCAUUGCAGAUUCUAUGGCUCAACAAUCAGAAAGGAACCGGCUUGGCUGGUUCUAUAGAUGCCAUCACUUCAAUGGUGUCUCUCACCGAUGUUUGGCUACAUGGCAAUUCAUUUACCGGCAUGAUCCCUGAUUCGAUCGGUGCUCUUUCCUCAUUGCAACGUCUCUGGCUCAAUAACAACAAUUUGGUUGGUCUAGUGCCCGAGAACCUUACUGCCUUGCCUCAGCUUCAGAACCUUCAGUUGCAGAACAACAAGCUAAUGGGUCCGAUCCCAGACUUUAGUUUUCCCAAUUUUACUUAUGGCUCUAACUCAUUCUGUCAAUCGAAACCAGGUGUUCCUUGCUCUCCAGAGGUCACUGCGCUUCUGGAUUUCUUAGCUGAUCUCAACUACCCACUGGUUCUCGCUGACACGUGGUCUGGUAAUGAUCCUUGUUCAUUUUGGCGUGGAGUAUCUUGUCUCAAUAACAAGGUUUCAGUUAUAAAUUUGCCGAACCUCCAGUUGAAUGGGACGAUUAGCCCUUCCAUUGGAAAGUUGGACACUCUUGCUGAUAUCAGACUAGGAGGAAACAAUCUCACUGGUCAAAUUCCUCAGAACUUGACAAACCUGAAAUCUUUGAAAAUGCUUGAUGUUUCAUCGAACAAUCUUGCUCCUCCUCUGCCAAAAUUCAAUGGUGUUAAACUGAAUAUUGAUGGGAAUCCAUUGCUAAACUCUUCAACACCAGACCAAACUCCCGCGCCACCGCCACCACCAGAUGGAGAUCCAACGCCAUCAACUCCCAGUGUUCCAUCUUCUCCAAAUGAGCACCAUGGUAACAACUCUAAUAAUACAAACUCAACAACACCUUCGAAUGGUUCCAAGAAAAAUGUUGUGAUAUAUAUUGUUCCGGUUGCUGUUGUGGUUUUGAUAAUAUUGCCUGUCAGCAUGUUUUUAUAUUUUUGCCGAAGGAGGGCGAAUGCGGCCGCCUUUUCUGCACCUAGUUCCAUUGUUGUCCAUCCGAGGGAUCCAUCCGAUCCGGACAACAUGGUUAAAAUUGCUGUCGCGAGCAAUAUUGGCACUACUAGUGUGGGAACCAGUGAUCUUCAGAGCAGUGUGAAUAGUGGCAUGACUGAAGCGCAUGUGAUUGAGUCAGGGAAUUUGGUUGUAUCGGUUCAGAUUCUUCGUGGUGUCACUCGAAGUUUCUCUCCAGAGAAUGAGCUUGGACGGGGUGGAUUCGGUGUGGUUUAUAAAGGUGAGUUGCAUGAUGGAACAAUGAUAGCAGUAAAGAGGAUGGAGUCCGCGGUGAUUAGUAGCAAGGCUCUCGAUGAAUUCCAAUCUGAAAUUGCAGUUCUUUCAAAGGUUCGGCACAGGAACUUGGUGUCUCUACUAGGUUACUCUGUGGAAGGGAAUGAAAGGCUUCUAGUUUAUGAGUACAUGCCGCAAGGUGCUCUGAGCAAGCAUUUGUUCCAGUGGGAACAGCUCAAGAUGGAGCCUUUGUCGUGGAAAAAGAGGUUGAACAUCGCAUUGGAUGUCGCCCGUGCAAUGGAAUAUCUUCACAAUUUGGCUCAUCAGUGUUUUAUCCAUCGAGACCUGAAAUCUUCAAAUAUUCUCCUUGGUGAUGAUUACCGAGCCAAAGUUUCUGACUUUGGACUUGUGAAACUUGCACCAGAUGGGAAAAACUCGGUUGUGACUAGACUUGCUGGGACAUUUGGGUAUCUAGCACCAGAAUACGCCGUGACUGGGAAAAUCACAACAAAGGCAGAUGUCUUCAGUUUUGGAGUAGUGUUGAUGGAGUUAGUGACCGGGUUGAUAGCCCUUGAUGAGAACCGUCCUGAGGAGAAACGGUACCUCGCCUCAUGGUUCUGUCAAAUUAAGUCAAACCCGCAUGAGCUCAGGGAUGGCAUCGACAAGGCACUGGAUGUAACAGAUGAAACAUUUGAAAGCAUAUCCACUAUAGCUGAGCUUGCAGGGCAUUGUGCAGCAAGGGAGCCUCACCAAAGACCCGACAUGGGCCAUGCUGUGAAUGUCCUAGCCCCAUUGGUUGAGAAAUGGAAGCCGAUGAAGGAUGAUCAGGAGGAGUAUUUGGGAAUUGAUCUUCGCCAACCUCUUCUUCAAAUGGUUAAAGGGUGGCAGGACGCCGAUAGCACCAAUGUCAGUUCGAUCAGCUACAAUGACAGCAAGGGAAGUAUCCCGUCACGGCCCGAUGGAUUUGCAGAAUCCUUCACUUCAGCUGAUGGACGGUGAACUUGUUCGGUACUCGUACAUUUCAGUGCGUAAUUUUAUUUAGCCAGUUCUAUUUCGAUGUAGAUAGGUAGUUCCGAAGGGAGUUGUCCAUCUUGUUUGCAUUUAUUUAUUUUGUGAGUUUGGUUGUGCAGAGGUUUUGUAUGAGAGAACUUUGUCCACUUAAUUUCUUUGUAAGGUCAUGUAGAUAGAUCAAAACUCAAUAAACUUAAUUGUUGUUCUCUUGAUUUGCCAA
This is a messenger RNA of Dioscorea cayenensis subsp. rotundata (Guinea yam), 3515 nucleotides long. Its product is annotated as receptor protein kinase TMK1-like. The transcript is spliced from 2 exons. The coding region runs from base 416 to 3283 and encodes 955 amino acids. Lineage: Eukaryota; Viridiplantae; Streptophyta; Magnoliopsida; Dioscoreales; Dioscoreaceae. Gene Ontology annotation, biological process: protein phosphorylation. Gene Ontology annotation, molecular function: protein binding; ATP binding; protein kinase activity. The record is from RefSeq and is a predicted model, not a curated record.